AAAGAGCGUUGACAUUCGAGUUUGAGGGAGGAAUUGCGUUCGAAUAAAUUUGCGGAGGUCGUGGUAAAACCAUAACUUGGAGUUUUAGCUUAAUCUUAGUCUAAGAAAAAUAUAUCCUCACACAAACAUGUCUGAUGCAGUAAAAAACGUGGCGAUCUUUGGCUCCACGGGAAUGACGGGGUUGGUGACCGUACCUAUUGCAUCUGCUGCGGGUUACAACGUGACUGUGUUGGUGAGGGAUCCUGCCAGGCUUCCUGCUGACCACAAAGCUUCAAGAGUUGUGGUUGGAGAUGUCCUCAACAAAGAGGAUGUGAAGAAGACCUUGGAGGGCCAAGAUGCUGUAAUCAUCAUCCUUGGGACCAGAAAUGACCUCAGUCCCACUACCAUGAUGUCUGAGGGAACACGGAACAUUCUUGAAGCCAUGAAAGCCCGUGGGAUCCGCAAGGUUAUUGGCUGUAUGUCAGCUUUUCUUCUGUGGGAUCGGGCUAAGGUUCCUCCCCGUCUAGUCCCUGUUACUGAAGACCAUGACAGAAUGUACACACUACUGAAGGAGUCAGGCCUGGACUAUGUGGCAGUUAUGCCUCCACACAUUGCUGAUAACCAUCCUUUGACUGAGAAGUACUCUGUAACAGAGAACAUGCUAAAAGGAAGAGUUAUUUCCAAGAACGACCUUGGUCAUUUUUUUGUCAGGUGUCUUUCCACCUCAGAGUGGGAUGGAAAGACAGUGGGUGUUUGUGGAGAUUACAGUUAAACUAACCAUGCCUUUGCUUGAAUGUGCCAGUAGAGGUCUACAUUUUAAAUAACAUGCUAACGUUUAUUUUACUUACUUGUAAGCCAGCACUUGGAACUUUUCUUAAAGUGCCCAUUCAAGAUUUACUACCACCAGACUUUUUCAUAGACAAAAAUAACAUCCAUAAUCCAAAUAAUUUUUUUUUUAAAUCCCAAAUUGGUUGUUUCCCAAUAUCACAAAUGUAUUACAAUGUUUCUGUUUGUUCUAUUAAAAGGGGAAAAGUUGUUAAACUAA
Messenger RNA from Electrophorus electricus (electric eel), 1024 nucleotides. It is a transcript of the gene blvrb, whose product is annotated as biliverdin reductase B. Gene Ontology annotation, molecular function: riboflavin reductase (NADPH) activity; biliverdin reductase [NAD(P)H] activity. The record is from RefSeq and is a predicted model, not a curated record. Lineage: Eukaryota; Metazoa; Chordata; Actinopteri; Gymnotiformes; Gymnotidae.